AUGUUCCUCGCUUCGCUGGUUUCACUGCUCCUCGCUACCCGCACCGUUGCCGGGUUGCCACAGCAAGCUGUCGAUGGCCUGGUCGAGCACGAGAGAGCAGCGGUGAUUCCAGCUGCCUGGAAGCGGAUCCGUUCUGCAACUGCCGACGAUGUCUUGACGCUGCGCAUCGCCGUCAAGAACCAUCGCAAACUCGACCAACGUCACAUUCUGGCGCGCAGCGAUCCCAACUCUCCUCUGUACGGCAAGUACCUUGGCGCUGCCGAGCUCAACUCUCUUCUCGACGAGUCAACGUCCCCCGACGCGCGCCAGGGCUCGUGGGACAGAGUCAGGCGCUGGGUUGGUCAGCAAAACGUCAAUGUCGUCGGGGAAAAUGCCCGCGGCAUUGAGAUUAGCCUUUCAGCCCGCGAAGCAGAAUCUCUGCUCGGAACCAGCUUCUCCAUUUACAGCAAGGAUGGUGACGAUACUCUGGUUGCACGCACCGAGGCCUACUCUCUGCCUCUCAGCAUCCGAAACGAUGUUGAGUUUGUUUACCCAACCAUUCACUUCUUCCAAGGGGGCAGUCCUCGCGACUCUGCACGAAAAUUAGAGCGCCGCCAGCGAGGCCUUCCGCAGGGACCAUUUGACUGCUCCAAGUACAACUGCCCUGUAAACAUAUCGGCCAAGUACAACAUCGACUAUAUUCCAGAGUCGGCAUCAGCCAGCAAGCUCGCCGUCGCCGGCUUCCUCGAGCAAUACCCCAGCACCGAGAGUUGGAAAGACUUCAUCUCAAAGUACGGGCUCAGCAACUCCACCAACCAAGCCCCUUUCAACGUGGUAACCCUCAACGGUGGCAAGAACCCCGACACGGUCAAGGAUGGCAUGAUCGAAGCGCAGCUCGACCUGGAGUACACCAGCUCCUUCACCGGACCGCUCAACGUCACUUACUACAUGGUGGGAGGCCGACCCCCGACCUGGAAGCAGCCGGGGAACAUUACGGUCCCGGAAAGCGAGAGCGAUCAGGAGCCGUACCUCGAGUUCCUCGACUUCCUCCUGUCCCGGGACGACGUCCCGCAGGUCAUCUCCAUCUCGUACACCGACGACGAGCAGUCGGUCCCGCGCAGCUACGCCGACCAGGUCUGCGACCGCUUCGGGCAGCUGGCCAUGCGCGGCGUGUCGGUGCUGGUGGCGAGCGGCGACGCCGGGGCCCAGGGCACCCGCUUCAGCCAGUGCGUGACGACGGUGGGCGCCACGGCCGCGUGGGGCGGCGUCGCGGGCUUCAGCUCCGGAGGCUUCUCCAACUACUACGCGCGGCCCGAGUGGCAAAAGGCGGCGGUCGAGGCGUACCUGCCCCACACGGGCAUCCCCGAGAACCCCCACUACGCCUGGAACAGCUCCGGGCGCGGCUACCCGGACCUGACGCUGCUGGGCACGGACUACCUGAUCACCAACGCCGGGUCGACGCAGCCGGCCAAGGGCACUUCGGCCUCGACUCCGGUGGUCGCCAGCAUGAUCGCCUUGCUGAACGACAUUCGGCUGAGGAAGGGCAUGCCGGUGCUGGGGUUCCUGAACCCGCUGUUGUACUCGAGCGAGGUGGCCCAGGGUGGCUUUACCGACAUCACCGAAGGCGUGGUCAAUGGCUGCUCCAGUGCCGAGGCCCAGCAGCCAGGGUUCACGGCCGCCGCUGGCUGGGAUGCGGCUUCCGGGCUGGGUGCACCGGAUUUCGCCAAGUUGAGGAAGCUUUUGACCUAA
Pyricularia oryzae 70-15 is the source of this 1728-nucleotide messenger RNA. RefSeq names its product tripeptidyl-peptidase 1. The record is from RefSeq and is a predicted model, not a curated record. The transcript has 2 exons. Bases 1 to 1728 code for a protein of 575 amino acids. NCBI's taxonomy places the organism in Eukaryota, Fungi, Ascomycota, Sordariomycetes, Magnaporthales, Pyriculariaceae. Gene Ontology annotation, molecular function: tripeptidyl-peptidase activity; serine-type endopeptidase activity. Gene Ontology annotation, biological process: proteolysis.